UAACUGUAGGCAGCUAUAUAAGAACUCUCAGACACCUCAGAUCACCUUCAGGUGGUUGUCCCUCAGAUAUCACCGCACACGCUGAACCAGAGGCAGUCGAGAUGAAGUUGCUGCUAGCUGUUGCCGCUGUUCUGGCUGUUGCCAGCUGUGCCAGCAUCUCUCUGGAAGACCUGGAGUUUCAUGCCUGGAAGCUGAAGUACGGGAGGAUCUACCACUCACAGUCUGAGGAGGCUAAUCGCAGGCAAAUCUGGCUUGAGAACCGCAAACUCGUGCUGGUGCAUAACAUCUUGGCAGAUCAAGGAAUCAAGUCACACCGUCUGGGCAUGACUUACUUUGCUGACAUGGAAAACCAAGAGUACAAACGGCUGAUCUCUCAGGGCUGCCUGGGCAGCUUCAAUGCCUCUCUGCCUCGCAGUGGCUCUACCUUCUUCCGACUGCCUGAAGCUACUGAUCUGCCCACUAAGGUUGACUGGAGGGACAAGGGAUAUGUCACCGAUGUCAAGGAUCAGAAGGAGUGUGGCUCCUGUUGGGCCUUCAGUGCUACUGGCUCAUUGGAGGGUCAGACCUUCAGGAAGACAGGAAAACUGGUGUCUCUGAGUGAGCAGCAGUUGGUGGACUGCUCUGGGGACUAUGGCAACAUGGGCUGCAUGGGAGGUCUGAUGGACUACGCCUUUAAGUAUGUCCAGGUCAAUGGAGGGAUUGACAGUGAGGACUCCUACCCCUAUGAGGCUCAGGAUGGACAGUGCCGUUUCAACCCUGAUACUAUUGCCGCCAAAUGCACAGGCUAUGUUGAUGUGAACCAAGGUGAUGAAGACGCCCUAAAGGAGGCUGUGGCCACCAUUGGACCAGUAUCUAUCGGCAUCGAUGCUUCUUCACUAUCCUUCCAGCUCUAUGAAUCAGGAGUGUAUGAUGAGCCUGACUGUAGCAGCACCGAGUUGGACCACGGUGUACUGGCUGUGGGUUAUGGUACCGAUAGUGGAAAGGACUACUGGCUGGUUAAGAACAGCUGGGGUGUUGGAUGGGGAAACCAGGGAUACAUCCAGAUGACCAGGAACAAGAACAACCAGUGUGGUGUUGCAACUGCAGCCAGCUACCCCUUGGUUUAAACAGGCCCAGUUUCCUUGGUGAGGAGGAGAACUGUGAAAUGUAAUUUACGUUAAUUUUUGUGUAAAAGAAGAGCAAACAAACUACAGAGUCAUGUACGAGAAUGUCCUUUUGUUCAUUCUUGAAUGUUUUGGGGCACAGAGUCUGCCUUUGCCCCAGUGCACUUUUAAUAGAACCUCUUUUUAUGAAGAUUGUAAAUAAAUGUAAACAAAUAAAAAGUUUCAUACUGAUAUAAAAAUUA
This is a messenger RNA of Stegastes partitus (bicolor damselfish), 1345 nucleotides long. It is a transcript of the gene ctsl.1, whose product is annotated as cathepsin L.1. The coding region runs from base 102 to 1106 and encodes 334 amino acids. Gene Ontology annotation, molecular function: cysteine-type peptidase activity. The record is from RefSeq and is a predicted model, not a curated record. Gene Ontology annotation, biological process: proteolysis. Lineage: Eukaryota; Metazoa; Chordata; Actinopteri; Pomacentridae. The transcript has 9 exons.